UAUAAAAUGAUUGAGUUCCAUUCACUGAAGGCACAGUCAAUCGACAACAGUUCAGCAGACAAAGCGUAAGCUUAGCAAUUGGAUAACCCCUCAACUCAAGCAAGGAAUCUCUCAGAAUGAAGUUCUUCGUGUGCAUCUUGGCUGUGCUGGCUGUGGCCCAGGCUGCCCCAGGUCUCCUGCCCCAUGUGGAUAGCCAUCAUGGUUACCACCAUGAGGAACUGCCUCAUCUGCUGGACGCUGAGAUCCAUCAUUCGGAUGGCAUCCAUCUGGGACACAGUGCCGCUUUGGUGCACGAUGAUCACCAUCUUAACCACCAUCUGGAUCAUCAUUUGGAUCACCACCUGGUGGAGUCGCUGCCAACCACAGUGUACCACCAUGAGCCGCUCCACUACCACUACGCUCGCCUGCACUCCGCUCCGGUGGUGCACCACCAUCACCAUGACACCCAUGCCGCCGUGGUGCAUCACAGUAUCCCGGCUCACUUCGAUGUCCACAGCCACUCGAACCUGCUGUCCUUCGCCAAGCACGCCCUGCACGGAAAGUACGGAAAGGUCAGGAUUACCGAGACCCAUUAUUGAGAGAGAUUCCAAAAACAUCCAUUGUCCAUAAAACCUCUGACUAGCCAAACGCUUCCUCAUGACUCAUAAUUUAUUAGGUCAAUAGUUAAGCUAACGAAAAAUAACUCGAUUAAACGGGUGACAAGUUGAACAGAUAAGCUCAGGAUUUUUGUAAAAAUAAAU
Drosophila simulans is the source of this 740-nucleotide messenger RNA. Its product is annotated as histidine-rich glycoprotein. NCBI's taxonomy places the organism in Eukaryota, Metazoa, Arthropoda, Insecta, Diptera, Drosophilidae. The coding region runs from base 117 to 578 and encodes 153 amino acids. The record is from RefSeq and is a predicted model, not a curated record. The transcript is spliced from 2 exons.